ACAAGAGUGGAUACCACGCGACUAAAGAUACCUGAUUGCCUAAAGCUUGCAGACGAAGAAUAUUAUAAACCAGGAGUUAUAGAAGUAUUAAUUGGUGCAGAUACGUUUUGGCAAAUUCUACAGAAUGACCACAUAGAUCUGCUUCCAGGACAGCCAAGAAUACAAAGUACAUCCUUGGGAUGGAUUCUGGGAGGACGACUUGAAAACAAGAUAGAUGGCGGCAGAAUAGCAUGCAAUCUAUUAACCAACGAAGAAUUGAGUCAACAAUUGGAAAGAUUCUGGCAGCCAGAGGAAGUCAACGGACCAGAGUAUCAUUCGCAGGAAGAACAAUUGUGCGAAAAUCAUUUUAAAACUCACGUGCAGAGAAACUCAGAUGGUCGGUUUAUAGUGGCACUACCUCGGAGAGACGAUAUUAUACUUGGUGACUCCUAUAAGACAGCAUUGAAAAGGUUACUCGCUUUGGAAAGACGAUUUGAAAGGCAACCCGAAAUAAAAAGAGAUUACGUAAGCUUCAUGCAACAGUAUAAGAAGCUCGGUCAUAUGUCGCAAAUCGAAGAGAAUCGACCAAACAGGGCAAAGGAUAUAUACUAUUUGCCACAUCAGCCAGUAAUCAAAAGCAAUGCACUGACAAGUAAAUUGAGGGUCGUCUUCGAUGCGUCGGCGCGAUCAGAAUCUGGUGUAUCAUUGAACCAUAAAUUAAUAGCAGGACCAGUGUUACAGGACACGCUGUUUGAAUUGCUGUUGAAAUUCAGACUACAUCAAUAUGUUAUGACAGCAGAUUUAGAAAUGAUGUACCGGCAAAUAUUAGUAAGAGAACAAGACAGGAAUCUUCAGAGAAUUCUAUGGAGAGCAAGCAUUCAAGAAGAAAUACAGAUUUACUGUCUAAACACCUUGACGUAUGGAGCGCACACUAUGGAAGAAGCCUGUCUGUUGCAGCAGCAAUUAAUGGAAUUACUCAAGGCAGGAGGAUUUAACCUUCGUAAGUGGAGGAGCAACAAUAAGGAGAUACUCAGCUCGGUAAGGCAGUAUGAUGAAAAUGAAUUUCUGGUUUUAAAUAAGCAUGAAAUAAUAAAAACUCUCGGGUUACGUUGGAAUGCGGAGCAUGAUUACCUUCAGUACGAAAUGAAAGUAGGUGGAGAACAAAUUGUAACCAAAAGACAAUUAUUAUCAUUAAUUUCGAAGAUAUAUGAUCCUCUGGGCCUCAUCGGACCUAUACUUGUGAUAGCCAAACAAUUAAUGCAGCGAGUUUGGAAGGAGCAGUUAGAUUGGGAUGAAGAAUUACCUGAUCAUCUACAUAAAGAAUGGUUAAGGUACCACAGUGCUAUCAAUUCAGCUCAAACACUUGUAGUUCCUCGUAAUGUUAAUCCAGGCAAUGUGUCUAUGGAUAUAGAAGUGCAUAUCUUCUGUGAUGCGUCGGAAAAGGCGUAUGGAGCUUGCGCUUAUGCAUGUCAUCAAGGGCGAGAGGGGAGCAUCGCCGUUCAAUUAAUGUGUUCAAAGUCCAGAGUAGCUCCUCUAAAGUCUAUUACAUUGCCUCGCUUGGAGCUGAAUGCCGCACAUUUAGCGGCCAAGCUGUUUGACAGCCUGGAGAGAACGCUAGGAGAAAGAAUCAGGACAGCAAGAUUCUGGACAGACUCGAUGAUUGUCUUAAGUUGGAUACGCACAGAAACGUAUAAACUAAAAACCUACGUGGCUAACAGAGUCUCGGAUAUUCAACAGAUUACAGCGGGCAAGAUCUGGAGUCAUGUACCAUCAAAACACAACCCAACAGAUUUAUUAUCAAGAGGGAUUAGCACAAAAGAGUUGAGAGACAAUAGGUUAUGGUGGCAUGGACCACAAUGGUUGACUCAGCCGGAAGAAGAGUGGCCAUCUCAGAGGACAGACAAAUUGGAAGAAACCCCAGAGCUUCGUCGAGAAGUAGUGCUCACAGCAAUUGCGGACAACCAUAUUUCAGAAAUUUUGAAAAAAUAUUCGUCUAUAAGUAAAUUGAAACGAGUCAUCGCUUACUGCAUGAGGUUUGGUAGUAAACUUAGAGGAGAGAAGAAAAAUGAAGAACUUACCAUAGAAGAAUUAGAAAGGGCGAUGUUAGUGAUAGUUCGUUUGGUGCAAGACCAAGCUUUCAAAAGAGAGAUAAACGAGUUGCGAUUAGGAAAGGCAGUUCAUCGAAAAAGCAAAUUACUGUCGCUUCGUCCAUUUCUCGACAAAGAUGGACUCUUACGUGUAGGAGGCCGACUGCGGCAAGCCGAAAUUGAGUGGGAUCAAAAACACCCAUUACUGCUGCCUGCCAAGCAUUAUAUAACUACGCUUAUAUUCCAAGAAGAGCACAGAAGGUUACUGCAUUGUGGGCCAGAGCAGCUCUUAGCAUCAAUCAGGCUUCGAUACUGGCCAAUAGUGGGCAGGCAAGAAGCACGCAAGAUAACACGACAUUGUAUAGAGUGUUUUAGGUUUAAGCCCAAGGUCAUAGAAGCGGUUAUGGCAGAUCUACCCAAGGAUCGUCUUCAAGGUUGUCUAAGGCCAUUCGCAAUUAGCGGGGUAGAUUAUGCUGGACCGAUCCAAAUUAGAGAAGGAAAAAGAAGAGGAAGGAUACCUAUAUCAAAAGGAUAUAUAGCAUUAUUUGUAUGUUUUAAUACGAAAGCCGUUCAUUUGGAAGCAGUAACGAAUCUGACCACUGAAGCCUUCCUAGCAGCUCUAAGAAGAUUUACAGCCCGAAGAGGACUUUGUAGAAUACUGUACUCGGACAAUGCCAAGAAUUUUGUAGGAGCUUCAAGAGAGUUAAAAGAAGUCCACCAGUUCAUGAAGGAUCGAGCCGAUCAGAUCAAAACCGGCAUGGUGACACAAGGUAUUGAAUGGAAAUUUAUACCGCCGCGAUCUCCAAAUUUUGGAGGGUUAUGGGAGGCGGCCGUUAAGGCCACUAAACGACACUUAUAUAUAGCCACGCGUAAUCUCAUAUUGACAUAUGAGGAACUCAGCACUCUUCUGGCUGAAAUUGAAAGCAUAUUAAAUUCACGUCCCUUGACCCCGUUGUCCUCUCACCCUAACGACCUAACAGCAUUAACUCCUGCCCAUUUCCUACUUGGAGACUCGCAAUCAGAACCAAUGCAAAAAAACUUAUUAGACGUGUCAAAUAACGCUGUAUCAAGAUGGCAACACCAGCAAAAAAUUAAACAACAUUUUUGGAUCCAUUGGAAAAAAGAGUAUUUGCACCAACUACAAAUGCGUACAAAAUGGUACCACGACGCCACGAAGCUGGAGCCUGAAGCAAUGGUAAUAAUGAUGGAUGAACAAACACCGCCGCUUAAAUGGGCCUUAGCGCGAAUACUGGAGUCACCCAGGGGAUGA
This is a messenger RNA of Trachymyrmex cornetzi, 3336 nucleotides long. RefSeq lists its product as uncharacterized. NCBI's taxonomy places the organism in Eukaryota, Metazoa, Arthropoda, Insecta, Hymenoptera, Formicidae. The annotation marks the transcript as partial. The record is from RefSeq and is a predicted model, not a curated record. The transcript is spliced from 2 exons. Gene Ontology annotation, biological process: DNA integration. Gene Ontology annotation, molecular function: nucleic acid binding.